This is a messenger RNA of Beta vulgaris subsp. vulgaris (sugar beet), 2682 nucleotides long. Its product is annotated as GDP-mannose transporter GONST3. Gene Ontology annotation, molecular function: GDP-fucose transmembrane transporter activity; antiporter activity. NCBI's taxonomy places the organism in Eukaryota, Viridiplantae, Streptophyta, Magnoliopsida, Caryophyllales, Amaranthaceae. The record is from RefSeq and is a predicted model, not a curated record. The transcript is spliced from 3 exons. Gene Ontology annotation, cellular component: Golgi apparatus. Bases 845 to 1978 code for a protein of 377 amino acids.
UAUUGCAAUGAGAAAUUGUUGUUGUGUGUUGAAAGUUGGAAGUAGACUAUCAAAUCUUGUUACAGGAGCGGUAGAAUAUGUGAUCGAUAAUGACGCCUAUUGAUUGUUAUUGGAUUAUUCAUUGUUGAACUGGGGCCAAAUCACGCGGAAAAACAAAGACCUGGUGUAGCUAUGUUCUACAAGGUUUGGAAGUGUCACAGUAUUAAUGUGACUUAGAAUGGUGGAUUUGGACACAGUUGGGAACAUAAUUUUAGGUUUUAAGAGUCAAUGAGUGGUUUUGGAGAUGAGUAUAGUAGUAUACUCCAUGUUUUAUGUGAGAAGUUGAAUUUUAGAAACCAAUUGGAAGCUUUUAUUAGUCCAAGUUUGUUAAUUUUGAUCAAUUUUAGGGCCAUAAUGUUUCUCACCUGACUAAGGAAAAGUAACCUAAGUCUUGACCUCUUUCCCCUUCUCACUGGAGAGAUAUGUCUUUCACCAAAAAAAAAGGUCUGUCAGGGGAGAACCAAGAUAAUGGAAAAUCUUAGUGAUCUUCAAUUCUUCAGCAGUUCAGCUUUAUGUCGUGGGUUGGUGGGAAGAUGCUGUCUGGUGAUAUUACUCAGUUAAUGGUCUCUACUCAUUCUAGCUCUGCUAUUUAAGUAGACUGUGUCACUAGAAUCAAAUGAUGCUAGAAAGUCUUGGAGUUGUGGCAUAGAUGGCUGGAAGCCUGGAAUAUAUGAUGUUGAACUACUGCAUGUGCUAUGUGUAUUAAUUAGGAAAAGUGACGAGAACACUCCGUGAAUGGAAAUCUAACCCACUGACUGAUACUCAAGAUCUCAUUCGCAGCCAGAACAUUACAAUUAAAUUUAAGAUGUCAGGCGACAUUGAGAAUGUGAAAUCGAGUGAGGUGAAUAAAACUGCUGAUACAAAUGGAUCCUCUAUGUCUGAAGUUCGAGUAACAUGGUACAGUUUCUUGCUUCAGCAGGCAUCUAUCUAUGGAGUAGCUGCUGGGUAUUGCCUUUCAGCAUCUCUUCUAUCGAUAAUCAAUAAAUGGGCUGUUAUGAAAUUCCCAUAUCCUGGCGCACUCACUGCACUACAGUAUUUCACCAGUGCUGCUGGCGUUUUUGUGUGUGGGUGGCUAAAGUUGGUAGAGCACGACUCCCUUGACCUUAUGACCAUGUGGCGGUUCCUUCCUGCUGCAGUUAUCUUCUAUCUCUCUCUUUUUACCAACAGUGAGCUCCUCCUCCAUGCCAAUGUCGACACAUUUAUUGUCUUCCGCUCAGUAGUCCCGAUCUUUGUCGCAAUUGGAGAGACCCUCUUUCUGCACCAGCCAUGGCCAUCACUCAAAACUUGGGCCUCACUUGCCACUAUCUUUGGUGGAAGUGUCAUUUACGUGAUGACAGACUAUCAAUUCACAGUGAUGGCUUACAGCUGGGCUUUAGCUUACCUCAUUAGCAUGUCCAUCGAUUUCGUUUACAUAAAGCAUGUAGUUAUGACCAUUGGUUUGAACACAUGGGGCCUAGUCUUGUACAACAAUCUUGAGGCUCUCCUACUCUUCCCUUUAGAACUUCUUGUUAUGGGCGAGCUAAAGAAGAUAAAGCAUGAGAUUUCUGAUGAAUCAGAUUGGCAUACGUUUAGCGUCAUCCUGCCAGUUGGGUUGUCAUGCUUGUUUGGACUUUCAAUCUCUUUCUUUGGGUUCUCUUGCCGGAAAGCAAUCUCUGCCACAGGCUUUACAGUUCUUGGAAUAGUGAACAAGCUACUUACAGUUGUCAUCAACCUUGUCAUCUGGGAUAAGCAUUCAACAAUUGUGGGAACACUUGGGCUUCUUAUCUGUAUGUUGGGUGGUGUUUUGUAUCAGCAGUCUACAAGCGUUAAGUCUAAGCCUGUGAAAACCGUAGAACCACAAGAAAGCCUAGAGGAAGAACAGAAGUUGUUAGAGAUGCAAAGCAACAAAGAAAGUGAUACCAAUAUUGAGCCACUCUCUGAAGUAAGAGAGGAAAAAUAAAAUGGAUUAUGAGGAAAACGCUACUUUUCUGUUACCAGGAGACUAUUCUCUCUGCUGUGAUGUGCAGGUAUCCCAAAGCCUGCCUAAAAUGUUUGGGCGCAUCAUCAGGUAAACUAUAAGGCCAUUGGCAUUUCCCCUUUUGUCAAUUGCUAGUGCUGAGCAGUGUGUAUUCUUGUGGUGGUUUGCAUGGCUCAGGACUUUCUGGUUCAACUACCAUAUGAAAGAGAUAUAUUCAUAAUUCAUGCCUGAAAAUUUAUUCUUCACAUGUCUUGUUCUUUGGACUGUUCAACAGCAAGUCAAAAUGAUACUGCUAUUCUUCUACCAAUUUGUUUGAUAUGCAAAAUCAAGAUGGAUGUCAUUAGUUAUACUCUGAUUUGUUUGUUAUGAGAGACAAGCUUUUGUUUGGAAGGUUAAUGUCAAUUAAGUGCUAUCUAGAGGCAUGCUCUAGUUUGAAUGUUCUUUUCAUGCCUGAUCUUGCCUUUGCUCGACGUUUUGAGAUACCAAGAAAUCUGAAAUGGCAACUUGUAGCAGCCUUGUUUUUACUAGCUGUGAUUGCUUCUGCUCAUUGAUCUUAUAUGUGCCAUUCUUUUCUUUUUGGCUGAGUAACGCCAUUAUUCACAGUUUCAUCUUUUUUGUUUUUGGAUGAUUGAUGUAAUAUAGUUGUUACUGGUGGUAUUGUAUAUACUCAUCUAGUUAUUUUGUUA